Lottia gigantea (owl limpet) is the source of this 1246-nucleotide messenger RNA. RefSeq lists its product as hypothetical. Gene Ontology annotation, molecular function: calcium ion binding. Lineage: Eukaryota; Metazoa; Mollusca; Gastropoda; Lottiidae. The record is from RefSeq and is a predicted model, not a curated record. Bases 54 to 695 code for a protein of 213 amino acids. The transcript is spliced from 5 exons.
GUUUAUAAUCUUAAGUUGGAAGGUGAAUAAGAAUUUGAUCAUCUAUUAUUAAAAUGGCAGAACCAUCUAAAAUGGAGAAUGAUAUGAAAGCCAAGGCGAAGAAGGCGAUGAAAAAUGCCAGUGACCCGGUUCAGAAAUUAAAAUAUUCUUUUCUAGCUAGAGGAGGGGCUGGUAUGAAAAAUCUCUCCAGAUGGAUUAGAAGAGUAGAUGAUAACGGGAAUCAGAAACUAAGUUUAGAAGAGUUUGAAGAAGGAUUAAGAGAUCAAGGGAUGAAAGAUUUAAACAAGGAAGAGAUGAGAGAAGUAUUUAAUAGAUUUGAUAAAGAUGGAAGUGGACAGGUCAACGUUACAGAAUUUUUACUCAUGAUGCAGCCCAAAAUGUCUGAUAGAAGAAUGCGACUGGUAAAAGCAGCUUUUGAUAAAUUAAACACAGACAGAGGUGAUAAAAUAAUUACUACUGGAGAUUUAGAAACAGUCUACGAUUAUUCCAAACAUCCUAAAUAUGUAAACGGUGACUGGAAUGGUAAAAGAUGUCUGCGAGAAUUCCUGGAUUCUUUUGAUGAUAAAAACCAGCCUGAUGGAAAGGUAACAUUUGAAGAAUUUCGUGCCUAUUAUGCUGCUAUAAGUUGUGGAAUUGAUAAAGAUGCCUAUUUUGAUCUGAUGAUGAGACAGGCGUGGGGAAUCGAGGCCGUGUAAAUUUUUACAGUUUGAUGGUCCGAGAAUUGUUUUGCUUUGUAUAUAAAUUUUUCUGAUAUUUUUUAACAGUGAAUAUUACAAAUUUGAAGACUGAAUAUUUCUUUUAUGAAACGACCGCGUAUUUCUAACAGUAAAUUUUACAGUGUAUCGUCAUCUCAAUCUCAAAAUGUCAAGCGACUAAAUAUUAUUGAUUUUGACUGGAAUUCUUGUAAGUUUUAAUAUAUUGAUUGGUGUUAGGGUGUAUUGAGGCGAGUCUCAAUGAAAGCACUAGAUUGGUAUGAGAGAUCCUAUUUUACGCUACAAUUUUAAAAUUGAAUAUUGCCGUUAUAUAUUAUCAUUUGGUUGUCAGAAACAAUGUGUAGUGUAUUUUACAGUAAAAUGUUACAGUGUAGCUUACUGUCUCCGCUUAUAAACAAAAUAAAUAAGGAAGUGAAAAAUAUAUUUAAAAAUAAAUGAUUGGCUUCAUAGAUUUCAUUCUGAAAAAAAAAAACUAAUAUAUUUUAAUGUUUUAUUAUAUUUGUGUGUUUUAUUAUAUUGGAGUGUUUUAGAGG